Molecule: messenger RNA, 1260 nt
Organism: Hordeum vulgare subsp. vulgare (domesticated barley)
Lineage: Eukaryota; Viridiplantae; Streptophyta; Magnoliopsida; Poales; Poaceae
Exons: 2
Coding region: 1-1260 (419 amino acids)
Molecular function (GO): protein binding
Source: RefSeq, a predicted model, not a curated record
AUGGCUUCUGAUGAGCUGCCGCCGGCCGUGAAGAAAUCCGCUCCCACCAUCAUAAGCUCCCUCGGCGACGACCUCGUGCAUGAGGUGUUCCUCCGCCUUCCCUCCCUCCCGAGCCUCGUCCGCGCCGCCUUCACCUGCACCGCCUUCCUCCGAGCCGUCAGUUCGUCCCCUAAAUUUCGCCGUCGCUUCCGCGAUCUUCACCCGGCCCCGCUUCUAGGCGUCUUCCUCGACAUCUAUGACCCCGACGUGCCCACCUUCGUGCCCAACCGCCGCCGGUCCGACCCGGACCACGCCGCCGUCGUCCGUGGCACCGACGUCUUCCUAACUCGUGUCCCCGACCAAGACGAAGACGAAGCGCAAGACAACUGCCCGUUGUGGUCGAUUACCGAGUGUCGCGAUGGGUACGUUGUUCUCGUCAACUGGCGCACCAAGCGGGCGGCCGUGUACGACCCCAUCACACAGGGCCUGCACCCCAUCCCGGCGCCGCCCAAAGAGGUCUGCGAAGAUCCGGAAGAUGCCGAAGUCGAGUUCCACGUGGUCACCUCCGAAGAGGACCGACGGUCGUUCCGUGUCUUGCUCGUCUGCGGCAGCGAGGAACGUAGUAGGGCAGCGCGGGUCGCCGUGUUCUCGCCGGACAGCAGCGAGUGGCAGAUCUCGAUCUCCCCAGAAGCGGGGGGCCUGCAGCAGCUGCAGGUUGAAGACGAUGGUACGCUAGUGAACGGGUGUGUCUACUGGGCAAACGGAGACAAUAUCCAUGUGCUGGACGCCGCAACACUGCAGUUCUCCCGGAUGGACGCGCCGCCGACGCGCAUGGAAUGGCCACGGGGUUCCAAGUUUGGAGAGACCAGCGACGGGAAGCUCUGCAUGGCGUGGACUUCCGAUCGUGAUCGUGUGCUUGAUGUCUCGAUCUGGAGAGCCGAUGGCGACGACGGCGUCCAUAAAUGGAUGCCGGGCACGAGUAGAUUGGAGUUGCUGGAUGCGAUUGAUGGGUUGAAGCUACCGUUUGAAAAGAAAUUCCCUAGUAUGCUGCAGGUGGACGUGGUUGCUGUCAUCGGUGGCACCGUGUAUUUGUCUACCUUCGAGGCAUUGGCAUCGUCUCGUAGGUAUUAUGGCUGGUUCCUAUCCUUCUGCAUUGAAACUGAGGACCUGAAGAAGGUCUGCGGUAUCACUCGCUCCGAUUAUUCCUAUCCCUACGUCAUGGCCUGGCCUCCCGUUUUGGUACGCAAUAAGGUGAACUCUAUUAGCAACAGAAGGGCUUGA